Bombus huntii is the source of this 2120-nucleotide messenger RNA. RefSeq lists its product as uncharacterized. Gene Ontology annotation, cellular component: membrane. NCBI's taxonomy places the organism in Eukaryota, Metazoa, Arthropoda, Insecta, Hymenoptera, Apidae. Gene Ontology annotation, biological process: sensory perception of taste. The record is from RefSeq and is a predicted model, not a curated record. The coding region runs from base 1 to 1212 and encodes 403 amino acids. The transcript is spliced from 3 exons.
AUGAUGUUAACGACAAAAGUCAAGGAAUGUGGAAAAGUGAAGACACGUAAGACAUGGGAGUUAUUUAGGGCAACAGACUUCGAAUCGUUGAUGUACCCGUGCUUUUGCAUCUGCUGGCUACUCGGAUAUUUUCCUUACAAGUAUCAACCUCCAGUAUAUUCACUUUCGAAGCAACGUUUUGCCUUCUCCACGUCUAUGACGUUCAUUUUCGUUUUCUUGUUGCUUUUCAUAAUCUACGAAAUCAACAUUGGCACGAAAAUGAACUACAGCAUACCAGAGUCGAUUCACGGGAACAUGUACGCGUUCUUAGAUGGGUUCGUGAUCGUGGUGAUGUAUUUGUCAACUGACGCUCGAUUAUCGGUGAUCCAAAAUCUGUCAAGAACCAGCUGCAUAUUGCUUACGAAGGAUUUCAAAGAUUUAUCCAAAAUGAUUCACACGAAGGACAUUUUAUGUUUUUUAUUUCUGGUCAUCCAUGUACCAAACUGUUUUAAACACGACAUUUUCGUGACAGUACGGAAUCUUACCAACAUAUACAUAAUGAUGGCCAACUUUUCCAUGGACAUAUUCUAUAUAAAUUGUGUGUUCAUUUUGAAAGAUUGCUUCAAGAAAAUGGAUGAAUCUAUACGACAACUGAAGAAGCUCCGAAUCAAUGAUAAUAUGUCGACGCAGACGUUCAUGCAUCAUGAACAGAUAAGUCCAUUGGUGGUGAUGAAGCUGAAGAAUUUGGAGGAAAAACACUUGCAAAUCAGCGAUGGGGUGGAAUUGCUGAACCAUACGUUUAUGAUACGUAUUACAGUCGCAGUUAUUACGACGUUCAUCGUGGUCACUUUCGAUAUAUAUUUCUAUAUAAUUUAUUCAUACAGCGGAUUUCCUGCAAACAGCAAGUUCUGGUACAAACCGUAUGUCACGCCAGCCGCUUUCUAUUUUAUCAAGUUUUGGAUGAUGAUUUGGGCAUGUGAAACAGCGACGAAUCGAGCGAGAAAAAUGAAGACGACACUUUGGGAUGUUUUCGGUGCUACUAACGAUCCAUUCGUGAAACGCGAGGUGGAGCUUUUUUCUCUGCAAAUAAUGCACACGACAAACAUAUUCACAGCAAAGACAUUCGAUAUGAAUUCGUCAUUUUUGGCAAAGAUCGUCGGAGGUAUCAUAAUGUACAUCUUGAUCCUGUUUCAAUUUUUAUUAAACUACGUUGUGUGCAGUCUUCAUAUGUAAUGAAAGCGAGAUCUUUGAAGUGACGUGAUUCUGUAGGUGUUCUUUAUUAAUUCUUUGGCAGCUUUUUGAUCGGUAAACUAUAAUGGAGGGAAAACAAGCGAAAGAAUAUUAAGUACUGGAAGUUGAUAACAUAAUCGCCGCAUAGAACAGUGACGUCAAAAGAUACGUUCUAAGUAGAAAAAUUGACGAUAAUGUGUAACAUCAACGCGCUCCUUUCGACUACCUUCGUGUUUUUGAUAAACGAUGCAUGCAUAUAUUAUUACGACUCAUUUUCUCGUCGAUAUUAAUUAUGUAUCAUCAUCUGAGUUGUACAACGAAUAUAAAAAUCAGACACUUACAAAAAUAACAAUUCCAAAUAUUCUGACCAAACUUCUGUUUCAAAAUACUGUUAUUUUAAAUAAUAUAUUUGUUAUAAUGGCUCACAGCUAAGAAAUCCACGAAGUGAGCACUAAGAUAGAUAGUGCAUUAUAAAUUAUUGUAGAUUCACCUGGUUUCAUCGAUUAAUUUCAAUCAAGAUAAUGCUGUUACUUCUAUAUUCCCUGUAAGUCUUUAAUAUUACGAAACACCUUUCGUUAAUGAGUUGCACUAUUCUCUUGCUUUAGAUGCUCGAAUUAGAUUCGAGUAAAAAUGAUUAAAUUUCAUUACUGUUCGACAAACCAUAGCAUACAGACUUCUUACAGUGAGAGAGGUGCUUCUUUGUGUGACAGUACAAAGCACAGUAUCAAAGGUGAACUUAGCUUUCGUACAAAAAAUAAAGUUUCAUUUAUUUCAUGAGAAAACUAAAUCGUACGUAAAAAAUUACUAAAAAUUGCAGUGCUUUAAUUCAGAUCUUUAAAAUGUUUAGUCGACCGCGGAAACCUGAACCAAGGACAAAUAAAAAACUUAAAUCAUCGUCGUCAUACUUCAGG